This is a messenger RNA of Melampsora larici-populina 98AG31, 2709 nucleotides long. RefSeq lists its product as uncharacterized. Lineage: Eukaryota; Fungi; Basidiomycota; Pucciniomycetes; Pucciniales; Melampsoraceae. The record is from RefSeq and is a predicted model, not a curated record. The transcript is spliced from 7 exons. Bases 1 to 2709 code for a protein of 902 amino acids.
AUGUCACAAACUUCAAAUCAGGAUCACUCAAACCUAAUCAACAAGAACACUAUCACCACUACUGCUGAAUCAGAACUACCAACCAAUGAAGAAAGUCUAUCAAUCUUAGAAUCAAUUCAUCAACUUCAAUCAACUUCAAUCAACAAUAACAAUAGCAAUAGCAACAGUAGUACUCCACUUCAAUUCACUUCAACUUCUCUGGCUGAUUCAAUUCAUCAACUUCAUUCAUCUUUACUAUCAAACUCAACCUCAUCUGAUCCUAACCUUGACCCUUUUCUAGCUUCACUUCAUCAACUAACUUCAUCUUCAACUUCAUCAUCUACUCUCAUCACAACUGCUCCCAUCGAUUCCUCACUUCCAUCUCUCGAAAUACCUACUUCGGAAGCUGAAGUUCAUUCUCAACUCUUCUCUCUCGACUUUGAUCAUUCAUCUGUACUAGACGAUCAUCAACUUCGUUCACUCCUCUUUCCAGAUGAAUCGGAUCCUCAACCACAAACUCAGUCAACUAGCUCGCUUCCUGAUCCUACCUUUCACCCUGAUAUCCUUCUCUCAAUACCUUCACAAUCUCCAACUGCUACUCAGCCUUCUGAAGAGUUCUCAAACCUACAAGAUUCACUCAAGAAUAGCACCACUACUACUACUGAGACUCAAACCGCUUCAAGAUCUCAAUCUAUACCUCUCUUAGACCAAUCAGAAGCUCAUCAAGACCUUACUCAAGAAAGACUCCCUACUACUACUACUACUUCCAAACAAAUCAAACUUCCAAAAGCAAAACUAACUCAAUGUAAUCAACUUAGAGAAACGGCUGAGAAAGCAUUAGAAUCGGUAUGGGAAAUCUUGGGUGAAUCUGGUUUGGAAGACCAACUUGAGAUCGAUUCGAGUUCGACUAUCGAAUUGAAAAUCACUCGUGGAUUGGAUCGACAAUUUGGAGAAUUACAUGCCCUUUCAGCCCCGUUCAAAAUCGAAGACCUAGCCUUAAUCUGGCCUCAAUGUAUGACCAACAAAGCCUUAAAACAAUCAUAUCAUUCAGGACCUUCACCGGCCUAUUUUGCCAUUCGAAAAGCGAAUAUUGCAUUUGUGAUUGAAUAUAUUUUGUAUGCUAUGCCGGGUGAAGAAGCGUAUGGAAAGAAUGAUAUCGUCUUUGCUUGUGAAGGUUUCUUGCCUUUGGUUUUGGAUCGUGGAUUGGUUCAGGAUGAAGAAAGUUGGAAGUUGUUUAAUGAAUUGAAAGUUCAAGUUGAGUGGUGGAAUUUUCGUUUCAUGAUUUAUAUUCAACGACUUGAUCAGGGUGGUCCAGAGGAAGCUAAUAGUCGUGUGUUACCUAACUUGUUUGUGGAGAGCCUUUCGAGUUAUUCAGGUGUGGAGAUUGAAGCUACAGUUGAAGCAGCCUUUGAAGCCUUUGCCAAUCAAACCAAGGCUGAGCUUGUAGCAGCAGAAGCGGAUUUAGAUCAACUUCGAAAAGAUCAUCCUUACAUUCCAUUUGCGAUCUCUGCACUUAGGUUAUUAAGAAGAUGUCAAAAGAGAUUAGAUGAAGAACAAGAAAGAUGGGAAGAAGGAUUGAAGUUGAAGACUAAUCGAUUGAUGAUGAUGACAGAUGGUGAAUUGAGUACCGUUCAAGAUGGUCAAGUUGAAUUAUCAAUGAAUUCUAAAAGGAAAAGGAAAAGGAAAUCAAAUCAUCGGAAUCCGACUUUACAAAGAACUGAUGAUAAACAUUCUGAAGUGGAAGAGACGCGGGAGAUGUAUGAAGGGAUGGGAGAUGGAUCUUUGUUGCAAGAACAAGGUGAGAGUCAGAUGGGAUAUACCGAUCAUCAUGGAUUACAUCAUGAUGAUAUUAAUGUGGGACAACAUUCGAGAGAUGAUGAAGAUGAUCCAGAUGGAGAUCCUGAAGGUAAAGGAUUAGGUAGAGGUAAAGGACCAGCAGCAGCACCUAGAAGAAGAUGGACACAAGAAGAAUAUGAAUUGUUAUUAGAAGAAGUUAGAUUACAUUCUAAUAAGUAUGAUUGUAUGGCACAAAUCAUUAAACGACAUGGGAAACAUGGAGAGAUCUCAGAUGUAUUGAGAGAUCAAAAUAAUGUGAGUUUAAAGGAUAAAGCCAGGAAUUUGACAAUGGAAUGGUCUAGACAUGGGUAUCCAGAAGAUAAACCAUGGUUGAAAGAAGCUUUUGCAAGGUUUGCAGUCAAACCACGGAGUCAUGGACAACCACAUCAUGGUAGAAGGAUUGGAAUUGAAGAAGAUAUCAAUAUGGAUCAAGAAGAAGGAGAAGAAGUCGUCGAAGGAGAAGGAGAAGAUCAGCAUGGGAUUAGGAUGGGAAGUGGUGAGAUGGUCUUGGAUCCUCAGAUGGUCUUGAUGGAUCCGAUUAGUUUACCUGUUAAGAAGAAAAGUAAAAGAAAAAGAAGGCUACCCGAGGGUGGUUUGGAGGAAGUUGGAAAUCAGGAGAUCUUGGUUAGUGAUGGUUUGAUUCAGGUUUAUGGAGAUCGAGAUCGAUUGGAAGAUAGGUUUGAAGAUGAUCAGGAUGUGGAAAGGUUAUUUGAUCCUGAGUUGUUGUUGGGAAACACUUCGAAUCAAUUAAAUUUAAAUCAGAAUUUGAAUUUAAAUCAGAAUUUAAAUCAAACUCAAAAUGGGAAUGGGAAUUUGAAUGAUUUGUUGGUGAUUCCGGUUUCAUUAGAAAUAGAAACAGAUGUACCUGUUGAUCCUUCAUUGAUUCAAUUGUGA